Molecule: messenger RNA, 901 nt
Organism: Centruroides sculpturatus (bark scorpion)
Lineage: Eukaryota; Metazoa; Arthropoda; Arachnida; Scorpiones; Buthidae
Product: putative nuclease HARBI1
Exons: 3
Coding region: 57-788 (243 amino acids)
Source: RefSeq, a predicted model, not a curated record
CAAUAAACAUCAUCCUUCUUCAUCACUGGAUAAAAUUUCCAACUUCUGAAACUGAGAUGGCAUUGGUCAAACAAAAAUUUAUGAGUUUAGGUGGCUUUCCGGGAGUGAUAGGUGCUAUUGAUGGAACUCACAUUCCUAUAAUUGCACCAUCACUUAAUGAUCCCGAUCAUAAGGAAUUUACAUAUAUCAAUCGAAAGGGAUAUCAUUCCAUAAAUACCCAAAUAGUGUGUGAUCCCGACAUGAAAAUAAUUAGCGUUAACGCAAAAUUUCCUGGAUCAACACAUGAUUCAUUUAUAUGGAAAAGCUGCAACUUAAGACGAGCUUUUAUAGAGGGAAGAAUUCAAACAAAUAAUAAUGCUUGGUUAAUAGGUGAUAGUGGCUAUCCAAUGGAACCAUGGCUUCUGACACCUAUAUUAGAUGCUCAGCAACAAAAUGAGCAAAACUAUAAUAGCAGCUUGACAUCAACGAGAAUCAUUAUAGAACGAUGUAAUGGACUUCUAAAGUCCCGAUUCAGAUGUUUACACAAGCACAGAGUGUUAAAUUAUUCACCUUAUAAGGCUGGAUUAAUAAUUAAUGCAUGUGCUGUUUUGCCCAAUAUGUGCAUAGCACAUAAAAUUUCUCUUGAUAAGAAUAUUGAUUUAUAUGACGGAAUGACGGGAGAAAUGGAAUUUCCUACAGUAUCCAGACUUGGAGAUGACGUUUCACUUGGCAACAAAGCCAGAGAAAUUCAAAACGACUCCUCAGGAGCCAUUUCAUGUAAAUAUGUAAAUAAAAAUUACACUGUAUAAUAGCUGUGUAAUUAUAAUUAUUUACAAUAAAUAAAAAAUGAUAUAGUUCUUAUAUUUGACUGAUUCUGUAAAUUUUCAACAAUAGCAGCAUUUGUACGAUACUGAAAUAAAAC